AUGGCUAGUAAAGCCGCCACCAAGCGUUUGACACGCGAAUACAAAACCAUCUCUGAGAACCCCCCUCCUUAUAUCGUUGCCCAUCCUUCCGAAUCAAACAUCCUGGAAUGGCACUAUAUUAUCACCGGCCCUGAGGAAACACCGUAUCAUGGCGGCCAGUACUGGGGUACUCUCAUGUUCCCCCCGAACUAUCCAUUUGCCCCUCCCGCCAUUCGCAUGCACACACCCUCCGGCCGAUUCCAAUCCUCAACGCGACUAUGUCUCUCGAUUUCCGAUUUCCACCCAAAGUCUUUCAACCCGGCAUGGGAAGUCUCGACCAUUCUGAUUGGACUACUGUCAUUCAUGACAAGUGAAGAAAUGACGACUGGUUCCGUUUCUUGCACAGCCGCCGAGCGAAAACUACUUGCUGCUAAAACGCGUUGGUGGAACUCGACUGGCGGUGGCUCUAAUACGAAGAGCAACCCAGCGAACAAAGGUAAUGUCAAGGCUGGUGAUGGCGGCGCCAAGUUCCGGGCAGAAUGGCCCGAGGUUGAUAUUGAGAACUGGGAGUGGAUGACCAAGAACAAGGUUGACCCUUUCACGGGCAACCGAUUAGAUACCGAUAACAAUGGAUCUUGUCGACCUCAGCUGGGCAUCUCAGGGACCAGCGGACAUCAAACACAGGCCGUUGUCGAUGUUGUUAACCAACAAAGAGAUGCGAGCACAGGAUGGAUAUACCGCAACAAACUCCUUGUUGCCGGUGCGGCCAUCUUCUUUUACGUUCUUGUCGCCAGGAUCAUUGCCGGCGACGAGUAA
Fusarium venenatum is the source of this 795-nucleotide messenger RNA. Its product is annotated as ubiquitin-conjugating enzyme/RWD-like protein. Lineage: Eukaryota; Fungi; Ascomycota; Sordariomycetes; Hypocreales; Nectriaceae. The record is from RefSeq and is a predicted model, not a curated record.